AUGCCUCAGCUGCUGAGACAUGUCCUGUGUGUGAUUGAGACAUUCCACAAGUAUGCCAGUGAGAACGGUGACUCUCUGACCUGCAGAGAGCUGAAACAACUCUUCCAGCGAGAGUUUGGGGACUUUCUUCAGCCACAUGUCAUUCAUGCUGUAGAGAAAAAUUUGAAUCUUCUGGAUAUUGACAAUUAUGACACCAUAAGUUUUGAUGAAUUCAUUCUUGGAAUCUUCAACUUGUUGAAUGUAUGCUAUCUUGACAUACAAUCAUUACUAAAUUCAGAACCAAGACCAGAGGAGAAGUCAAAUGAUGUGGAUCUUCAGGGGACCCCUAGAAAUGGUCAGCAGACAGCAAGAACUCUACCAACUCAAGAAAAUGUGAUAUUUCCUUCAAGAAUAGCAUUAUCAACUCCGGUCAGAUCCGAAGAAAGUGAAAUAGUUAGAUACAAUAGGGUGGAUCCAUGGGGAGACAACAAUACUCACAACCAGCCAGAAGCACCUAUGUACAAUAACCCUAAGAACCAACACCUAGAAGGAAACAAACAGAGCCAGGGAGUGGUCCAAGAUAUACCAGCAACAGAAGAUAAUGGGGACCAAUUUAAGACAAACAAGCCAGUGACAGGAUCAGACAAGACUAGCAGUCUCACAAAGGGAGAGGGACAGGAUAAGGUGACCCUGAGGGAAAAAGAUAAAUCAGCCAAGGAGCGAAGUGGCACCAAGACAAGAGACUGGUUUAGAGAACAGGAACAGAUCUUGGGAACCCAAAGUUCUCCACCAGAAGAAAUAACACAGAGACCAUCUGAAGAUCAGGAAGUUGCCAUAGAAAAGGGUAUUAAGAAACAUUCUAAAAGAAAAGAACCACCUCUGCAAAAAGAUGAGCCCAUUUCAGAACAUGCUGACCUGCCAGAACAAGCUGCUGCCAGUAAACCAUCUCAGACACAGAAAUCAAAUGACUCUGAGGAUGAUAGUAGAACACCUCAUACUCAAGAACCAGGAAAGGAGGCUGACAGAACACUACAUGAGACAACAAAUGUCCAUGAGCCUGAGGAUUAUGGUAGAAUAUCUGAGACCCAAGAACCACCUGCACAAGAUGGUGAAACAAAAUCCCCAUCAGUCCAAGGUGGUAGCAGAAAUGUUUCAGAAACACCUGGUCUUGACACUAAAAGAGAAGAGGUGAGAGAUCCUGAAACCCAUAAAACAGCAGGACAGCGUGAGAGAAAAACUCAAUCAUCAGCCCUGAAAGCCCAAACACAGAGUGAAAAGUAUGAGAAACUUCAGGACUCAUCAAAAGAAAAAGAAGCUGUAAAAGGUUCUGAGACACAAGAGCUAAACUCAGAGGGAGGAAAUCAAAAUCACCCUGAAAUUGAAGGGAUAGCAGUCCCAGGAGAGGAGGCAAAAUUCUCUGAAGAAGAUACAGCAGAAGCAUUUGCAAACAAUAAAAAUGGCCCUGCAGCAGAAGGAACACCAGGAACAGGAGAGAGAACACAAAAGUUAACACCUCUUGAGAACCAGUCUAAAGGAAAAAAUGGGGUCACCAAGACUCAUAAUAAGCCAAUCAAAGAGGAUAGUGGUUACCAGGGGAAGGAUCCUGAGUCACUACUUAAACAGAAUGAUGAGAGGUCCUCUGAAACCCCCAACAGCCUGGCUCCAGAGGAAGGUAACAGCAACUCAGAGACACACCUUGAAACAGAGGAACCUGCAACAUUGGAGGAAGAGAAUGAAGAUCCCCAAAAGCUGACAGAAGGUGAUGACCAACAAAUUCCAGGCAAGACAAAAUAUAAUUCUUCAGUCCCCCAGUCAGGCCUUGAAGAGAAGACACAGAGAGAUCAAGAUGCCAGUUGUGUGGAGAGGGGUGCAGUCCAUUCUAGUCCACUACACCACCUCCUGCCGGGGAUGAUACUGCAACAAACAGAUGUAACCCCAGAGGAGCACAAAAAUCAAGCUCAGACAAUCCAGGCAUCAGACUGAGAGCCUGGCAAUGACCAGUCAAGGGCAACCCUAAGCAGCAAGGUCUCAGAUUGUCCUGUCUUUCUCAACUGCAGCCAAGUAUCACAACAGUAUACCCAGGAAUUUCUGUCUGAUGAAGAUUCUGCUGAUACACAGCACAUAUCAACUCCCCAGGCCUUGGAAAAUAAAUAGGGUCACCCUCAGAGAGAGAAACCAGUACCACAAAGGGAGGUGAGCACCACAAAGCAAUGA
Messenger RNA from Tupaia belangeri chinensis (Chinese tree shrew), 2193 nucleotides. It is a transcript of the gene TCHHL1, whose product is annotated as trichohyalin like 1. Lineage: Eukaryota; Metazoa; Chordata; Mammalia; Scandentia; Tupaiidae. Gene Ontology annotation, molecular function: transition metal ion binding. The transcript is spliced from 2 exons. The record is from RefSeq and is a predicted model, not a curated record.